This is a messenger RNA of Gastrolobium bilobum, 2338 nucleotides long. Its product is annotated as CSC1-like protein HYP1. Gene Ontology annotation, molecular function: calcium-activated cation channel activity. Lineage: Eukaryota; Viridiplantae; Streptophyta; Magnoliopsida; Fabales; Fabaceae. The transcript is spliced from 11 exons. The coding region runs from base 114 to 2255 and encodes 713 amino acids. The record is from RefSeq and is a predicted model, not a curated record. Gene Ontology annotation, cellular component: plasma membrane.
UAGAAUGGGAGCGUACAGAUGGAAAUGAUAAAAGAAGGGAGGAACUCUGGGGACUACAGUUGCAUUACCGGGUGCAAAGAGUUGAUCUGCUGGUUUUGAACCAGAUCUCAAUAAUGAUUCUUUCUGCUCUUCUAACUUCAGUUGGAAUUAACCUUAGCCUAUGUUUUCUAUUUGUCGCUUUAUACUCUAUAUUGAGGAAGCAGCCUGGUAAUAUUGCUGUCUAUGCACCACGCUUAGUUGCUGAAGGAAAUUUUCAAGAGGGUGGUCAAUUUAACUUGGAACGGUUGUUACCUACUGCUGGUUGGGUGAGAAAAGCAUGGGAGCUCUCUGAAGACGAAUUUUUAUCAACUUCAGGCUUAGAUGCUUUUGUCUUCAUGCGCAUAUUUGUCUUUAGUUUAAAAGUAUUUACUUUUGGUGGAAUUGUUGGGAUACUCUUUCUUCUUCCAAUUAAUUAUAUGGGGAGUCAGAUUCGUGAUGAUUCUGAUUUUCAAAACAAGUCUUUGGAUUCCUUCAGUAUUUCCAAUGUUAACAAUGGUUCAAACAGGUUAUGGAUCCAUUUUUGCGCUGCAUAUGUUUUCACUGGAGUUGUCUGCAUUCUUCUUUAUUAUGAGUAUGAGUAUAUUUCAUCAAAAAGAAUUGCUUGCUUCUAUUCAUCCAAGCCCGAGCCUCAUCAGUUUACUAUAUUAGUACGAGGUAUUCCUGUUCCACCUGGAAGCAACUGUAAUGAUGCUGUUGAACGCUUCUUCAUGGAGUAUCACCCUUCUAUUUAUCUUUCACAUUCGGUUGUCCGCCGGAGCAGCAAACUUCAAAUUCUAAUUACUGAUGCAGAGAGACUAUACAAAAGGCUUACCCAACUGAAACAUAAAAAUAACGCUCCUCAAAGGCAUAGACGUGAUGGAUGUUUUGGACUUUUUGGGCAUAAAGUUGAUAUGUUAGAUCAUUAUGAAAAGACAUUGGGAGACAUUGCGGAUAAUGUGAGAAUAGAACAGUCUUCAGUGGCAGGAAAGGAAGUCCCAGCUGCCUUUGUCUCAUUUAAGUCACGAUUUGGUGCUGCAAUAGCUUUAAAGAUUCAAGAAGGUGUCAAUCCCACAGACUGGAUUACUGAGCAAGCGCCGGAACCUCAUGAUGUUUAUUGGCCUUUCUUUUCUGUCACAUUCAUUAGAAGAUGGAUCAGCAAGCUGGUGGCUUUUGUUGCCUGCAAUGCUCUUACAAUUCUAUUUUUAAUCCCAGUUGCACUAGUACAAGGUCUUACCCAUCUUGAUCAGUUGGAAACCAUGUUCCCUUCUUUGAGGGGCAUACUUAGAAUGGCAGUUGUGAGCCAAGUUAUAACAGGGUUCCUUCCCAUUCAGAUUCUUCAGGUUUCUCUUUCCUUUGUGCCACCUAUUAUGAUUAUGCUUUCGUCCUUGCAAGGAUACAUCUCAUGGAGUCAGAUACAAAAAAGUGCAUGCACUAAAGUAUUGUGGUUUACCAUAUGGAACAUUUUCUUUGCAAAUGUACUAUCAGGAUCAGCUCUCUAUCGAUUGACUAUCUUUCUUGAGCCCAGAGAGUUUCCCAGAGUACUAGCUGAAGCUGUACCAGCACAGGCAUCAUUCUUCAUGGCAUAUGUUGUGACAUUCGGAUGGACCACUAUAGCUUCAGAACUCUUUCAAUUGUUUCCACUUUUUUACAAUUAUAUAAAUAGAAUUUUUGUUAGAGAUAGUGAUGAUGACUUUGAGGCACCGUCAAUUCCUUACCACAGCGAAAUUCCUAGAAUUCUUUUCUUUGGUCUUCUUGGUAUAACAUACUUCAUCCUUGCUCCUCUGAUACUGCCAUUUCUCUUGGUCUACUUCUGUUUGGGAUACAUCAUUUACCGCAACCAGCUGUUAAAUGUUUAUGUGGCAAAGUACGAGACUGGAGGAGAGUUUUGGCCCACAGUGCACAACUACACAAUUUUUUCAUUGGUGCUGAUGCACAUUAUAGUAAUUGGGAUAUUUGGGCUGAAGAAGCUUCCGUUAGCAUCUGGCUUGACUCUUCCUCUUCCUAUUCUCACACUUCUAUUCAAUGAGUACUGUCAGAAACGGUUUUUUCCUAUAUUCAAGGCUUAUCCUGCCGAAUGUUUGAUCAAGAAGGACAGAGAAGACCAAAAUGAUCCUAACAUGUCUGAAUUUUAUGAUAAAUUGACCAAUGCAUAUAAUGAUCCAGCUCUGAUGCCAAUCAAAUAUUCGGGAAGGCUUGGUAGUCACAGGUCUCCUCUACUUGUUAGCUCAGAAGUUUAAGUUGAUAAUUAGCUUCCUAUAGCUUCGUUUGUAUACUGAAUUUCAGAAUCCAAAAUUAACAACCUAGAGAGUUCAGCAAAUGG